CCUCUGUCAAGUUUAUUUGUCGAAGGCUCUGUUAAAUCUGAUGGAGACGGUUUUGAAAGAAGUUUGGUUGGGCAAUUUGCAAGUAAAGAGGAUCUUAAUGUGGGGCCUGGUGGUGGUUCUGGGGGAACAAUAUUGUUAUUCUUGCAUGCUCUUGAUCUUGGCGAGUCUGCCAUUUUGUCAAGUGUUGGUGGUUCUGGCAGUCCAAUGGGGGGAGGAGGAGGUGGUGGUGGUGGAAGAAUCCAUUUUCACUGGUGUGACAUUCCUACAGGGGAUGUAUAUCAGCCCAUUGCAAGCGUUAAAGGGAGCAUCUACAUCAGUGGCGGGCCAGGUGGAAAGCAAGGAGGAAGUGGUCAAAACGGAACAGUAUCUGGGAAAGCAUGUCCAAAAGGUCUUUAUGGGAUAUUCUGUGAACCAUGUCCCCUCGGAACUUUUAAGAAUGUUAUCGGAUCUGAUGGAGACCUUUGUACUUCAUGCCCAAAGGAUGCCCUUCCAAACCGCGGUGUUUAUGUUGCUAUCCGAGGUGGCGUUACUGAACUGCCCUGUCCUUACAAAUGCAUUUCGGAGAGAUAUCAUAUGCCUCAUUGUUAUACAGCUCUCGAAGAAUUAGUUUACACAUUUGGAGGACCAUGGCUAUUUGGUUUACUUCUCUUGUUUGUCCUGAUUCUGUUAGCUCUGGUUUUAAGUGUAGCUCGAAUGAAGUUUGUAGGGGUUGAUGAGUCACCAGGGCCUGCCCCGACACAACAUGGUUCUCAAAUAGAUCACUCAUUUCCAUUUCUUGAGUCACUUAAUGAGGUUUUAGAAACUAACCGUGUUGAGGAAUCCCAGAGCCAUGUGCAUAGGUUAUAUUUCAUUGGUUCGAAUACAUUCAGUGAACCUUGGCAUUUGCCUCAUACACCUCCGGAGCAAAUAAAAGAGAUCGUAUAUGAGGGUGCCUUCAAUAAUUUCGUGGAAGAAAUCAAUGCUAUUGCUUCAUAUCAGUGGUGGGAGGGAGCAUUGCAUAACAUUAUCUGCAUUCUUGCAUAUCCUCUCGCAUGGUCCUGGCAGCAAUGGCGCCGUAGAAUAAAGUUGCAACGCCUCCGUGAAUUUGUUAGAUCAGAAUAUGACCAUGCUUGCUUACGUUCUUGUCGAUCACGUGCUCUAUAUGAAGGAUUGAAGGUAAAUGCCACUCCGGAUCUAAUGCUAGCGUACAUGGACUUUUUCCUUGGUGGAGAUGAAAAAAGAAGCGAUCUUCCUCCUCGACUUCGUCAAAGGUUUCCCAUGUCUCUAUUGUUUGGUGGUGAUGGGAGUUACAUGGUUCCGUUCUCUCUUAACAAUGACAAUAUAAUAACCAGCCUCAUGAGUCAGUGUGUCCAACCAACAACGUGGUAUCGCUUUGUAGCUGGUUUGAAUGCCCAAUUACGUUUGGUGCGUAGGGGUUGUUUGAGGAAAACAUUUCGCCCUGUUCUUAAAUGGCUUGAAACCUUUGCCAAUCCAGCUUUAAGGGAGAGUGGUAUUCAUGUCGAUCUUGUUUGGUCACAAGCUACUACCGGCAGUUAUAUCCACUAUGGAAUUUUGGUACAUUCUGUUGAGGAAGUUGAACAAACUCCUUGUGAUGGUCUUGGCGGGGAACAUAGGAGUGUAUUAUUGAGUGGUAGCAGUAUGUGUGAUGAGAAUCCAUCUCAUCAAUUGAAGGGAGGUGUAAUCUCAAAUGAAGUUUGUGGAGGCUCUUUAAAGAGAAAAACCAAUGGUGGUAUUCUGAAUAUGAGCAACGUGAAGACACUCAAGGAGAGAAGAGAUUUACUCUUUGUCCUCUCGUCUUUAAUUCAUAACACUAAGCCAGUUGGCCACCAGGAUCUAGUUGGGCUGGUCAUCUCAAUGCUGUUACUUGGUGAUUUUAGUUUAGUACUGCUUACAUUUCUUCAGCUGUAUUCCGUGUCCAUGGCGCACGUCUUUCUGGUUUUGUUUGUUUUACCACUUGCAAUUUUACUUCCAUUCCCUGCUGGGAUCAAUGCCUUAUUUAGUCAUGGACCGAGGCGUUCGGCUGCACUUGCUCGUAUAUAUGCUUUAUGGAACAUCACAUCACUCAUUAAUGUUCUUGUCGCAUUUAUUUGUGGAUAUGUGCAGUAUCGGACCCAAUCAAGCAAAAAACUGCCAUACUUUCAGCCAUUGAACAUGGGCGAAAGCGUAUGGUGGAUUUUCCCGUUUGCGAUGGCAGUGUGCAAGUGCAUCCAAUCAAGACUCAUAAACUGGCAUGUUGCCAAUCUAGAGAUUCAAGAUAGGUCAUUGUAUAGUAAUGACCCCCAACUCUUUUGGCAAUCCUGAUCUCAACCGACCAAACCUCUCGCCGCCACUCAGGUUUCUCUUCCAUUAACGCCCUCCGUUUUAUUGUGGGUAUAUUUCAUUCACUCUUUUUUUUUUGUUGGGUAAAAACCAUGAAGAGUGAAAGAGUGAUACACAGUAGGAAAAAAAAUCAGAAUAAAAAAAAAGUGUGAAAGAAAUGGAUAGUGAGUGAUCAGCCAGUUUAUCAUGUAAUCUUUAUUUUGAUUGUGCAGCCUAUAUCUAUAUCUAUUGUAGUUCUUACUGGUGUGUAAAUAUGGAUUAGGAUUCUUACACCAAAUUAGAGGCCAUAUAUGUAAUUUCACAAUCGCUUAGUAUUAUAUUUUGGAUGAAAUAGAUGUGUUUAAUUCUU
This is a messenger RNA of Cuscuta campestris, 2668 nucleotides long. The record is from the annotation of a GenBank genome assembly. Lineage: Eukaryota; Viridiplantae; Streptophyta; Magnoliopsida; Solanales; Convolvulaceae.